UUGAGGGGGGAAAUCAGGAAUUGUGGUCCUUCGGGGUCUAGUGGGUGGGUCAGUUUUGUUCUCUUGCUUGUGGAUGUCGGGCAGGAAGGGGAGUAGAUUUACCGUGCGGCGAGUUUGGGCUCUUAUUGGGGCCUUCCAGCAGCUCUUAAGGACUUAACAGUACUAGCUGACUAGCCUUUUAACUUACAGCAAAAUUGACAGCACUCCAAGUGCUGCCCAGUUUUUCUGCUGCCUCCUGCCCUUGUCUGUGCCUGCUUUCAGCAUGGUAAAGAAGAACACUAUCCCACAUGGAUGGCGGAAUUUACAACCGGUUGGACAACCUAUACCAGGAACUCGAUUCAUUGCUUUCAAAGUGCCUUUGAAAGGGAUGAUUAAUCAUCGUCUGACACCAACUCAAAAGUUUACACCAAAAGAUCUGAUUUCUGCAAUGAAAGCGCUCAAUGUGGAGCUUGGCUUAAUUAUUGAUUUAACGUAUACGACCAGAUAUUAUGAUGAUAAGGAUUUGCCUAAAAGUGUGGAGUAUAAGAAACUUUUUACUGUUGGUCUUGAAGUCCCAGAUGAUGCUACCAUUCUGCAGUUCAAAAAAUGGGUCAGAAAAUUUCUAUGGGAAAAUGCUGAGAAUGACAAACUCAUCGGAGUGCACUGUACUAAUGGAAUUAACAGAACGGGUUAUCUUAUAUGUAGAUACCUUAUUGACGUUGAAGGCUGGGAUCCAGAAACAGCAAUCCAAGCUUUUGGGGAGGCUCGUGGUCACCAUAUGGAUGGUAAUAUAUACUUGACAGAUCUCAGAACUCAACCAAUGAGAAGCAAUCUGGGAAUGAACUUAUGGGAUGCCGAUGGAGACGUCGUGCCACUGCAAAAUGAUAUGGAUGGACAUAUUGAUAGAUUUCCAGAUGAAGAAUUUCCAAGAACUGGGAAAAGAUUAAGAGUUUAUGAAGAUAACCAUAAUGACUUGCCAGAACAGAUAGGACUGAGAGAGUUUGAUUUUAUUAAUAAGGGCCCUGGACAACGACGAAAACCAUAUCAUGAUCAUGGGUUUCACGAUGACUUACAAAUGAGACAAAGGCAUUUUCCAGAACAUUCAUUUUAUGACGAUUACCAGGAAGAAAUGCCUCUGAAAGACUUGGAUUUCACCACUAGGGUAUCAGGGCAGAGACUCCGACCUUGCCAUGGGCGCCAACUUUGUGAUGACUUUCCAGCAGGGGCACCACCAGGAGAUAUUGAUAUGGGCCAUGGAGAAAGGCAGAACCGUUUAAUUGAUAUACCUACUCAUAAUGAUAGAUUGAGAGAUUCACAGCUCAGCAGAGGACAGAGGCAGAGACCAUUUUAUGACCCACAGUCUAAUGAUGACUGUACACAUACACCGUUAUUUCCAAAGAUGCCAUUAAAAGAUCCAGCACUCCACAGGAAAAGACCUGGCCAAAGAGCCAGACCAUUUCUGGACUGUUCCCCUUAUGAUGAUAUGCAACUACCAAUGGGAGACUUUGAGUUUGUUAGUAGGGGCCAUGGGCAAAGAAUGAGACCUUUCAGUGACCAUCAGCAUCACAGUGAUUUACAAAGGGAGAUGCCGGCGGAUGAUUUUGGAGAGAGAGAUUCCGAAUCAAGAUGUAGACCAUUCCAUGACCAUCAGUCUUACGAUGAAGAUUUUUUAAACAGGGGGUCUGGACAAAGGAUGAGAUCGUUUAAUGACCAUAUACCUUCUGAGACUAACAUGGCAUAUGAAGAUUAUGUAGAAAGAGAUCAUGCUUUUCUUUCUCAUGAGCACUUCCCUGACUCUCCCAUACUGCACAGAGAUUAUGGCUCUGAUAAAGAUGGCUAUACCAGAAAUAGCAGGUCUGAUUGCCCUAAAGAUUACAGAAGAAUGUACCCUUCGAAUGAAAUGAACAGAGGAAUAACUAGAUUUGCACCAUAUUCCUCUCACCCUGUACAACACCCUUCACCUUGCCAGGAGGAAUUUAACUCAGUUUCAGUUGACCAUGCAAAAGAAUCUCAACCUGAAAUGACAAGAGAUAUUGGCCAGGGGAAAAGGUUACCUGUUGUGACAAUUGAUUACAAUUAUGGCUUGCCUUUAGGCUAUACUCCUAAGGAGGAAGAUAGAGCACAUUAUGAUUUACAUUCAAGAGAACACUGCAUUUGGAAAUGAACUAGAUAACAAAUGUGCAUGCAUGUUUCACCCAUUUUUCUUUGUAUGUGGACCAAACCUUUCCUCAAAUACAUGUAUCUUUCAGUUACAAAACUAGUAGUUUGAAUAUAGUUAGUAAUCCCAACUAGAGUAUAUUUAUUGAAUCAGUGAGAUUUACAUAAGUGUUGAGUCCCCAUUUAGCAGUUGAUUCAAUGGAUCUAAGCUAGUAGGGACUAGCAAUUGGAUUUAGGCCAGUAUGUAUAAUAAGAUCAGUCCACAAAUCUUUGUUGUUUCACAUUUUAGAUGGUUGAUAUAUUUGAUAAGCGUAUGUGAAGACAGAUGUCCUACCUGUGUGAAAUAAAAAUAGCAUUUAUCAUAGAGAAAUUGAAAUGUCGUAAUACAAAAGACAACUGUAUAUGCAAUGUGUAUGACUAUUUCAGUGUACAACAGUUGUAACAUAAAAAUUCAGUAAAGUUUCACUAUUAA
Messenger RNA from Pogona vitticeps (central bearded dragon), 2608 nucleotides. NCBI's taxonomy places the organism in Eukaryota, Metazoa, Chordata, Lepidosauria, Squamata, Agamidae. The record is from RefSeq and is a predicted model, not a curated record.